AUUGUGCACAUUACAUCGGGACUGGUGGUAUACGUAUCGGCACACAACAGGUUCAAAGUGGGAUACUUCCACAGACUGGUUUCUUCCUGGAAGCAUUUGAAAUCUCUCAAAAUUUUUCUCGGACUUCAUUCGAAGAUGCCGCUACACCAGCUAGCGGACCCUUGGCAGAAAGUGCCAGUAAAACAACUGGCAGAGGGGAAAAGCCAUGAAGAAAUGUUGGACGAUAGUGAAAGUCAUGGGCCUGAGGAUCAAGAGAUGAGGGAGAUAGAGGUUACCAGCAUGGCUGCUGAGGGCUUAGAGAAAGCUGAUCCAAGCUGCUUUGAGCUACUCAAGGUCUUAGGACAAGGAUCAUUCGGAAAGGUGUUCUUGGUGAGAAAAACAUCAGGUCAAGAUGCAGGAACAAAAUACGCCAUGAAGGUCUUAAAGAAGGCUACACUUAAAGUACGUGAUCGUGUGAGGACAAAGAUGGAGAGAAACAUCUUGGUGGAUGUGAAUCAUCCAUUUAUCGUCCAACUCCACUAUGCAUUCCAGACAGAGGGCAAACUUUAUCUCAUCCUUGAUUUCUUGAAAGGAGGAGACUUGUUCACAAGGCUAUCCAAAGAAGUGAUGUUUACAGAGGAGGAUGUGAAGUUCUAUCUGGCCGAGUUAGCCUUAGCCCUGGAUCACCUCCACUCACUAGGUAUCAUCUACAGAGAUCUCAAGCCAGAAAACAUACUCCUUGAUGAUCACGGUCAUAUCAAGCUAACAGACUUUGGUCUAAGCAAGGAGUCGGUAGAUGGCAAGACAUACUCAUUCUGCGGUACCGUAGAGUACAUGGCACCUGAAGUGGUCAACAGGAGAGGCCAUACUACAGCAGCUGAUUGGUGGUCAUUUGGUGUUCUUAUGUAUGAGAUGCUGACUGGAGCAUUACCAUUUCAAGGACAACACAGGAAAGAGACCAUGGCACUCAUUCUCAAAGCCAAACUAGGUAUGCCUCAGUUCUUGAGUGCUGAAGCCCAAAGUCUUCUUAGGAUGCUCUUCAAGAGGAAUCCUCAGAACAGGCUUGGAGCUGGUCCUAACGGUAUUAAUGAUAUCAAGAGUCAUGCCUUCUUCGCAAGCAUCCUUUGGGAAAAACUGAAGAAGGCAGAGCUGACCCCACCUUUCAGACCAGUCAUACCUACCAGUGAUAUAGUACAUUACUUUGAUACAGAGUUCACAUCACGUACUCCCAGAGAUUCACCUGCUAUACCGCCCAGUGCUGGUGCUCAUCAAUUGUUCCGAGGAUUUAGUUACAUUGAUCCUACUUUAUUAGAAGAGGCAACGAAAGAAGCUGAAUCUAAUAACUCGCAUCAAUCACCAAAAGAACAGAUUGCAAUCAAGCACGCUCGAGUCUCCUCGAUCCUCGAUGAGUACGACUUACAAGAGGAUAUAGGUCUUGGAUCGUACUCUGUAUGUAAGAGGUGUACACACAAAGCAACAGGCCAGGACUAUGCAGUCAAGAUCAUCAAGAAGAACACCAAGGAUGUACGAGAGGAGAUUGAGAUCUUACUUAGAUACGGUCACCAUAGCAACGUCAUUACAUUGAGAGAUGUAUUUGAUGAUGGUCAGAAUGUGUACAUGGUUAUGGAGUUAAUGCGAGGUGGGGAGCUCCUAGAUAGACUGCUCAAACAGAAGUUUCUUUCUGAACGUGAAGCCUGUGAGAUCAUGUUAACGGUUACCAGGACCAUGGACUUCCUUCAUCAACAAAAGGUUGUACAUCGUGAUUUGAAGCCUAGUAAUAUCUUGUAUGCCGAUGAGACCUAUUCACCUGGUACACUGAGGAUAGCUGACUUUGGCUUUGCUAAACAGAUGAGAGCUGAUAAUGGUAUGCUGAUGACACCCUGUUAUACAGCCAACUUUGUAGCUCCAGAGGUGCUGAAGAAACAGGGUUAUGAUGCAGCCUGUGACAUCUGGAGUUUAGGAGUGAUUCUCUACACCAUGUUAGCAGGGUUCACACCGUUUGUUCACAAGCCUGAUGACUCAAGUAAGGUGAUCUUAGCCAGGAUACAGGAAGGUAAAUACCUCACUAUGAACGGAGGAAACUGGGACAACAUCUCAGACAGAGCUAAGGAUCUGAUCUCCAGGAUGCUACAUGUAGAUCCAUUCCAGAGACCUAGUACCAAGCAAGUCUUACAACAUACCUGGUUCCAGAGGAUUGAUCUACUCUCAGAAACCAAACUCAAGGCACCAGAAACAACUUUAGUUAAGUCUGCUGUGAAAGCAACCUUCAAGGCUCUCAACCAGGCUCAAGCUGAACAGGGCCCUCUAGAACCAGUAACAGCUUCCAACCUUGCACAGAGGAGAAAACUCAAGAAACUCAGCUCCACUACAAUCUAAAGCCUAUGUCCUGUAAGUAAUCUUGAGGCGUACCCGUCGAAUCACAAACCUGUCAAAGCCGCUGGACUCCGAAACUUCAAGCUUCUUGAAGAUUAUCAGAACAUGGUCUGAGCCAGCUACGUGUAGUAGCUUGAGCUUCAGAGAUCACACAGACUCAACUUUCUAUGCCGCAGCAGCUUAGCUUUCUAUUCCUUUGUAGUUUGUUUGUUGUCGUACGCUCAAGGAUGCACACGCAAGAAACGCAAACAGAUUUUGUCCAUCUGUACCGCCAAUUUCAUCACGAUACGGAUCUUCAGUUCUGUCCUAUAAAAUAGAAAAGAUGAUUUUUUUCCUUAAUUGCCCCCCCCCCCCCCUGAUCAUCAGUAUGAUACCUUGCAACCCUGGUACCUGUCACCUCAUAAGAUAUAUUUUCAAUUUUUUUUCUUUCUUCAAUUCUACGGUUUAUUUAAAAAAACAUGCUGCAGCCUAAACGCUGAAAUGUAUUUGUUGAGGAUACAUAUAAAUAGAACAAUUACCCACACAAGGUACCUUUGGAACAGUCUAACACGCCCAAGGCGAUAGCCAAGGGUGUUUGAACUGUUUUGAAGGUACUGAGUGUGGGUAAUUUUACUAAUGCCUGAACAAAA
Messenger RNA from Strongylocentrotus purpuratus (purple sea urchin), 2981 nucleotides. Its product is annotated as ribosomal protein S6 kinase alpha-2. Gene Ontology annotation, molecular function: magnesium ion binding; ATP binding; ribosomal protein S6 kinase activity. Gene Ontology annotation, biological process: intracellular signal transduction; protein phosphorylation. The transcript has 20 exons. Lineage: Eukaryota; Metazoa; Echinodermata; Echinoidea; Camarodonta; Strongylocentrotidae. The record is from RefSeq and is a predicted model, not a curated record. Bases 136 to 2355 code for a protein of 739 amino acids.